AUGCCAAGAUUUGGCAUCACAGUCGAAGGAAGGGUCUCCAGUUGGCAUUCUAUAGGACCGGCUCAGACCUCCUGGACUCCUUUCCGGUUGAUCCCAUCAACCCGGUCCAAGUACUGCUAUAUUGUGUACAGUGCUCUCUCUAUCCCUAUACGUCUUCUCUUCAGCCUGAUCUCCUCUUCUUCAGAAGUUAUAACCCCCAUAUCCAGGGAGAGCAGUGCCCGAUCUAUGUGGAUCACCCCAUCACCGGCGCUCACGGCGGCAUUCGCAGAGAUUGGCAAAAUCUACGCUCGCCGUGUACAAAUCGACAAAACCACCAAGACCCUGCUGAAGGAUUUGAAGCGAAGAUUUCCUCGUAGCAUCAAACUAGCCAUUGGCAUGAAGAACAAGAUCCGGCACCUCUUCAAAGAGCAGGAAGACUGUCACAUUAUGGUGGACGAUAUCUGCCAUCAUCCAAACUAUCUUCUUUCUUCCAAACUUCGCUCUCUUCGCAUCCAAACAUUCAUCUACCAGAGGAUCCCAACUCAACAGUUGAUUUGUAAAGCUCAGUCCUAA
Fusarium tjaetaba is the source of this 552-nucleotide messenger RNA. RefSeq lists its product as uncharacterized. Lineage: Eukaryota; Fungi; Ascomycota; Sordariomycetes; Hypocreales; Nectriaceae. The record is from RefSeq and is a predicted model, not a curated record. The coding region runs from base 1 to 552 and encodes 183 amino acids. The transcript is spliced from 2 exons.